AUGUAUGCAUUCCUCUUGAUGCUUGCCAUGGCAUUGGCAAAUGGAACAGGUAAUGAAAUUCAACAAUCUUUGUAGUGAAGUAAAUCAACUUAAAUGAAGUAGUCGAUGAUGCUAUCGAAGCCUAUGAUUAUAAGGUAUAUAGAUUAUAAUUGCACAAUCCAGAAAAAUUGUAGAAUCGUACUUUGAUAGUAUAAUUGCUACCAUAGAUUGGCAAUCCUAAGGUAGCUGUAGAUUGUGAUACGUAAUUAUGAAUAAUUAUAGAGUAGGGAACCAAAGCUAUUAGAUUAUUACGAAUGGUAAACAGGAUCUUGGUUCAUGUAAUAACUCUCAAUUUCCUACUAAGAAAGACAGGCAGUUAAUUGUACAGAUAAUCAAUUCUAUAUUGGUGUUUCUAGUGAAGUUGUAUCCGGCUAUUCUUUGGUUACUUAUAUUUGGGACGGUAUCCAAUAGUUGGAAUACAACAUUCCACUAAGGUAAAACUAAUUUUCAUAAUAGUGGUGAAUUAGUAGAAAAAGAGAUCCUUCAGUUUAAAUUGAAACCCAUUUAAUCAACAGAAUAAAUUACUUUGUAGAUUACAGCAAAUCAAGCAGAAAAGUUCUUAAAGCAAUGUAACACUGAGGAUUGCUAGAUCACUUUGAGUGAUUAUGAAGGCAAUAGUACUGAUACAGCCAUUCAUCUUACUUAAUCGUCGCUUACUUUUGUUCAUAAUGACUGCUAAGAUUGUUAUUAUUUAAUUGGAUUGAAAAGUGAUUCUAAAACACAAUUUCGUAUUUUGGCUAAACACCAGGAAUAGCAUGUUGUUUUGAGAGAGGGACAAUAAGAGCAAUUUCAUGUUGAAGAAGGAUUCUAUAUUUAUUAUUUGUACAACAUUCCCAAUGAUACUAAUAUAAAAAGUGUAAAAUUCUAAAUCACUCAAUAUAAUGGAACAUGUAUAUUGUUUGGCAGUUCAUCUGAACAAUAUCCAAAUGCUGAUAAUUUCGAAAUGAAGAGUACUUCCCAAUUGAAAGCUAGCAAUGCUAAGACUUACUAUUUGAGUGUGUAUGGGUAUACUUAAUGUCAAUAUGGUAUUUACACUUAAGUGGAAAGAUAUUAAACCAUCAAUCAAACUUAUUUCAUCUAAUUGCAAAGUGGAGUACCACAAAAAUACUUAUCCGGAGAUCAAUACAGUUUCUUUUAGAUUUAAUUGACAUAGAAACAAAACUUUACAAUUACAUUAUAAAAUAUCGAAGGCAACUUCAUUAUGUAUGUUAAGUCCAAUCUAAAAAAUAAAGAAAUACCAGAUAGCAAUAGUUAUCAAUGGAAAGACUAAAAGCAAAUAGAAAUUAACAUUGAUGAUCCUAAUUACGCAACAUAAUAUUACAUUGGUGUCCAGAAUUUGAAUGAUCAUGGAGAAUUUAUCAUCCAAUAUACUAUGCAUGGAGAUAUUGAAUUUUAUCAGGUAGGGUAAUAGAUUAUAGGCACUGUAGCUGAGAAUAAAUUUAGAUAUUAUAAAUUACCUAUGCAGGCAAGAAAUCUCAUAAUUACUAAAGAUAUCUACUCAGGCAAUGAUGUAGUCGAUUUAGACAUGUUCAUAUCAUUAGAUUAGAAAAAUACACAUCCAAGCCUAAAACACUACAAUAUUUAUCUCAUUGGAAAAAAUUUAACAAUUCCAGGCACUGAUUUACAAUGCCCUCAGAAUACAACUAAGAUUAACGAAAAGAAUCUGUGUUUCAUUUACAUAGCUGUGUCCUCUUCAUCAGGAACAAUCUUCUACACCAUAUCUACCAAAUAUAAUAAUAGUAUAAUUCAACUCCAUGAAGGAUACCCCUAAACUGUCACUUUUGAACAAGAAACUCUAUUCUAUUAUAUCCUCAAAAAAAAUAAAGAAGUCUCAUUGUAGUGGUAUUCCUAUGGAGGAAGUAAAGCAAAUGUUGAACCCUACUAUGGUAAUAAGGAUAAUUAUGAUCUGAAAUAUGAAACAUUCUAAUCGCAUUCUUAUUUCACCUAAUUUUAAAGUUUUACGAUCCCUGAAACUGAGAAGUAUUAGAUUUUAUACAUCCGGGUUUAACCUAUUGAGCCUCACUAUUAAAAUGACACCUAUACGAUUGGUGUCUAUGAAGAAGUCAAACUAUUGACUCUUUCAGAUCCUAUUAUCGACAUUAUUGAUAAAGGUUAAACCAAGUAUUACAAGCUCAGUUUAACCUAAGAUGUUAAGUCGAUACAAGUUAAUAUUCAUGUCAAAGGAGGCGGGGAUCUUGUUACUGCUAGAAUAUCAAAAGGGAAGGACAAGAGACCCAGUCUAUCUGAUUAUAAUCAAGAGUGGUCAAAUAUCUUUGAAUCAAAUUAUAUUCUAUAAGAGAAUAAUGAUAGAUAUUUGGCAAAGGAUGAUUAUAUCAUAGGAGUGUUUGGGGAAGGCGAUUGUGAAUUUCAAAUUAAUUACAAUAUCGACGAUGCCAAAUUUUACAAUGCUUUCCUUGGCUAUCCAUUUGAUGUUCUAUUCAAUGAAGAUAUACCACAUUAUUACAUUUUUAGAGAGAAUCCAAAUGAUUAGGAGUAUAAGAUUGUUGUAUUUGCACAACAAGGUAAAUUAUAAGUCAGGGCCAAAAAAUUGGAGUCGAUUGAUGAUGAAACCAUCAUUAGUACUGAUGAUCAUUUGUUUAUUGAUGAAAUUGUUGAUAAACAAAAAUCAUUUAAAGUGAAGACUUGUGAAAAAGUGGGUUGCGUUUAUUCAAUUGAAAUCACAGCCGUCCAAGGGAACAGUAAAGGUUUGAUUGAAUUCAGUAGUCAAAAGUAUUAGACUACUCUACAUGACAAUCUUCAAUGGAGAGAAGUUUUGAAUGAAUCAGAGACUGCUCAAUAUCGCUUUUAUUCAAAUGUUGAUGUUCAAAUCAGUGUCUAAUUGAUAAGCGGUGACAUCAAAUUGUAUGUGAAGGAAGGUUAAGAACUUCGACAUAAUGAUGAAGCAGAUGCAACAUUUAGAAUUUAAAAGGACUCUUUGCUUCUAUUCUAAAAAAAUGAUUCCUCAGUGUAUUUGAUUACAAUGAAAGUGGAAUCAUUGUCGCCUGUUUCUAUCUUUAUGAUCGGUGCAGUUAGAAUUGAGAAAUAGACUUAAACUAUUCAUUUGGGUUAGAUGAUGACUUAUUAAAUAAAAGCUCAAGAGACUCUACAACUCUAAUAUCAAUCCAUCACUCAAACAUCUAAUAAUCAAUAAAAGUAUAUAACUCUACAAAUCUAAAAUAUACAUCAAUCAAUUGAUAAUCUAUAUUUUGAUAUAAUUCAUACUUCCAUCAAGCCUAUUAAUUAUUUUAAUAAAUAUCCUAAAGCUAUCUCAUAUCAUCUGUAUGAUUAAUUUGGAUUGUAUGAAAUUUCCAUCAAGGCCUUGCAUAAUUCUACUUUUGUCAGAGUAAUAAUUACAAAUGGUGAGUUAAAUGCUUUGAUUGAUAGUAUAUCGCAAUAUCAGUUAACUAAAAUUGGAUAACCAAAUUAUUAUGAAGUAUUUUUGUUAUAAAAAUCAAAACUCUUCUUGGAAGUAUUUACUUGCUCUGGAUCUAUAUUAGUCUAAGGAACAAAAAAUUAAACUAAUCUUGCUAAACAAAUAUUUGAAAUUUAAGUGAUGAAUUCUUCCUAAGAUCAUAUUCAAUCCACUCUGUAACUUGAUGAAGGUAAAUAUUAUUUUUUAGUGAAAUUGAUAUCAAGUCAUGAACAUGACGACAACAAAAACAAAAUUUCAUCAUAUUUUAUUAAAUAACAGACUUUUGAUUAAGGAGAAGUUGUUCCACAAACAUCUUUUGAAAUUAGUGAAAAAUCCAUUGAUUGGUACAAAGUUGACGAUAAUUUGAUCAUCCAUAUCCCAAACCUUGUAUAAGUAAAAAAGGAUAUUUAAGCAAUCCAUAUUUAUUUUAUUGUAAGGAUGCAAUAAGCAAUUGGGGAAAAGAGUCUUGCCUGCAUGUUUGAAUCCAAUUAUGUCAACAAUAAGACUAACGUUUAUGGUAAAUAUACUUAGGUUGUUGAAUAAAGCAAUACGAGCAACUUUACGACUGUCACUUUUACCACCAAAGACCAAUAAGCGAAGUAUUUGAGUGUGGUUGGGAAAGUGCAAUUGUAAAUAGAGUAUGAGAUUGAAGAACUCACAUAUCCGUUGCCAAUAAUAGAGAUGAACUAUUCUAACAAUUUGCAGGAAUCCACUCAAUAAUGGAUCUUAUUGGGUAUAUUUCUGACAAUCUUGUUCAUAACGGGGUUCUUCAUUUACUUCAAUAUAAAAAAAUAAGUGCAUCAUUAAAACCAUAACACACUCAAUAUUGAAAUGAAUUAUUAAACAUUUAAUAAUUGAU
Molecule: messenger RNA, 4310 nt
Organism: Paramecium octaurelia
Lineage: Eukaryota; Ciliophora; Oligohymenophorea; Peniculida; Parameciidae
Source: the annotation of a GenBank genome assembly